AGGAGACUCGCCGCACUUCUUGUGGACGAAGAAAUCGCAGAUUUUGCAAUAGUAGCCGUCACUGAUAGGUUCCAAGCGUCCACAGCAAUCACCUUUCCUCACAUCACUCCAUGGCAUCAUAAGGUGCUUGUGGAACAAGGGCAGUAA
Microthlaspi erraticum is the source of this 147-nucleotide messenger RNA. NCBI's taxonomy places the organism in Eukaryota, Viridiplantae, Streptophyta, Magnoliopsida, Brassicales, Brassicaceae. The record is from the annotation of a GenBank genome assembly.